UUUGGAUAUACACCAGUCAAUUUCUGGUACCACCUGAAGAAACCCUUGUCACAGGUUUAGUACUAAAAGCUUAGGACUAUGGCAGGAUUAGGCUCUUCAUGUGGAGCAUGCAAAUUCCUACGGCGAAAAUGCACAAGCGAAUGCAUUUUCGCUCCUUACUUCUGCUACGACCAAGCUGCAGACCACUUUGCAGCAGUACACAAAGUGUUUGGUGCAAGCAAUGUGUCCAAGCUGCUACUACACUUACCGGUGCAAAAUCGAAGUGAUGCUGCCAUCACCAUGUCGUAUGAAGCGCUAGCUCGAAUGCGUGAUCCUGUGUAUGGAUGUGUCUCGCAAAUCUAUGCACUCCAACAACAGGUCGCGUACUUACAAGAGGAGAUCGAAACUCUUGGGAGCCAAAUGGUUGAUUUUGCAACUUGUCAUCCAAGUAAUAGCAACACAUUCGUUGACCAGUUGCAAGUAUUUUCACAACAUGAUGCUGUUGACACACAACAUAUCCAGAAUCAAUUACCAGAAUCACCAAUAUUUCCACACAUAGGAAGUGCAGCUGCCAACCAAGGGUUUAACGGUGAGAUGGAUAUAGAGAUGCCACCUUUACAGGAAUGGGAAGAAGUGAACUUAUUUGGGGAUCACUCUACACCAGAUCCUUUAAAAAGAUUUCUUGAAGGUAUGGAGCAAGACAACUUGGGAAACAAUCCAUGGCCAAAUGAGACUGCUACAUGGGAUUUAUACUAAUUAGCUUUCAAAAAAUUGCAGGAGCCAGUCCAAUAUUAGCAUAGGUCAACCAGGAGAAAAACUUGGGGUGUAACCUGAAAUUUAUCCCUUUGUCUCUAUCUCUCACAAUCACGUGAGUGUGAGAUAGAGGCAAGGGGAUAAAUCCUUGGUUUCACACUACAAUUCACAUCUAGAAAAAGACAAAUUUUCUACCAGUUUGGUUCUUCUCCCUUGGUUUUUGUUAAUCUAUUCAGGUUUUAAGUCAUAGUUGUUAAAUUUUCGUAGUGCGCAUAUGUAAAAUUAUCCUUCUAUUAAUUGUAUCGGUGAAGCAUCCUGCUCUUUAUGGUAUCUAACCCUAUUUUUAUCUUUUCCAAUAUCA
Messenger RNA from Malus domestica (apple), 1093 nucleotides. Lineage: Eukaryota; Viridiplantae; Streptophyta; Magnoliopsida; Rosales; Rosaceae. The record is from RefSeq and is a predicted model, not a curated record.